Molecule: messenger RNA, 657 nt
Organism: Caenorhabditis auriculariae
Lineage: Eukaryota; Metazoa; Nematoda; Chromadorea; Rhabditida; Rhabditidae
Source: the annotation of a GenBank genome assembly
AUGUCGUCAUUAUUGAAAAAAUCGCAGCCGCCUCCGACGUCUUCGAUCACAAGAAACCUUUCUGACGACCAUCCAGAUUCUGAAGAAACAGCGAAAAUGUGCGACGACGACGUGGCAGCCCUCGUGGUCGACAAUGGCUCCGGCAUGUGCAAGGUAUGAGGCAGAAGAAAUAGCCGAGUCGCGUGGUCUUGCGACUCGGCUGUCAGAUGGCUUAGAGCCAUUUUUGCAAACUGUUCUCUUAGCCGAGUCGCAUUAACGGUUACUGCGACUCAACUAAUCAUAGUUAAGCUUGAGAACUCUUAGCCGCGUCGCAAAACGGUUAGCUGCGACUCGGCUACCGUAACUAUUCACAAGCUCAUCUCAACUGUUUCAGGCCGGCUUCGCUGGAGACGAUGCUCCACGAGCUGUCUUCCCGUCGAUCGUCGGCCGCCCACGUCAUCAGGGUGUGAUGGUCGGCAUGGGUCAGAAGGACUCGUACGUCGGCGACGAGGCGCAGUCCAAACGAGGUAUCCGAUAAGAUAAAACUUUACAAGAUGGUCUUUUCCAGGUAUCCUCACGCUCAAGUACCCCAUUGAGCAUGGCAUCGUGACAAACUGGGACGAUAUGGAGAAGAUCUGGCACCAUACCUUCUACAAUGAGCUUCGCGUGGCGCCCUGA